ACGAAAUAUUUAAAAAUUUAGAUGAGAGACAUAAAAUGAAAGCACAAGUCGAGGAAAAUAAAGCCCUAGAGGGCACCUCUAAAACCCAGGAACUCUGCAAAAUCUUGCAAAAACGGCUGAAGAAGGGUGAAGAAAACAAUAUCAGUCAUUUAGAACACGAAGAUAUAAUUUAUGAUGAUCCCCAGAUCAUUAGUGAACUCCUGAGUGAGUGGUUCUCCAAUAACACCAAAGCACAUCCGUCCCCAAUUCUCGACAUAACCUGCAAAAAUAACUACAAGUUAGGUGAAAUAAACUUUAAUAUACAAAAUAUAGCAUCGGCGGUAAGGACAUUAAAAGCUAACAGUAGUUGUGGGAUAGACGAUAUACCAUCCGUCAUAUACAAAAACGGUGGUACGGAUAUGAUUGUAUUAUUACUUAGAAUAUUUAAUAUCUCACUAGUGACCGAAACCUACCCUGAAACUUGGAAAAACACAUAUAUAUUACCUAAGCAUAAAGGAGGGGCCAAAACUAGUGCAUGUAAUUAUAGGCCUAUCAAUAUAACACCAGUCAUAUCAAGGAUCAUGGAGAAAGUAAUCAAAGACCAAAUGUCAGACUACUUUCUAAAACAUAAACUCAUCAACCUGUCACAACACGGAUUCCUCAAGAAAAGAUCUUGCGUCACUUGCCAUAUAGACUUUUUCAACGAAGUCACCUAUAGAAGAGAUAGGAGAGAGCUAGUGAUUAUCCUCUAUUUCGAUAUAAGGAAAGCCUUCGACAGAGUCCCACAUAGUCUGUUAGUCGGUAGGCUAUGCUCACUAGGGAUACGCAACCCCCUCUACAAUUGGAUAAAAUCAUUUCUGUAUGACAGGAAUCAGACAACUAAAGUUGGCUCAAUGACCUCCAGACCUAGACCAAUCAGCAGUGGUGUCAUCCAGGGGAGUGUAUUGGGACCCCUUCUUUUCAUUAUAUACAUAAACAGUAUAUGUGAAUGUUUUAGUAUAGGCAAGCCAAUACUGUAUGCAGAUGACUUGAAGGUGACAUAUACCUGCACAAAUACAGAUAUCGGCCCAACUAUGAACUCCAUACAUGAAGAAUUAGCAAAAAUGGAUAGAUGGUGUGACACGUGGAGACUUGAGUUUAAUGUUGAAAAGUGUGGAUGGCUCUGCAUAGGCUGUUCCAACCUUGACCUCAACCUAGCAAUUCAGGGCCACAAAAUCCCCAGACUCAAAUCUGUACUAGACCUAGGACUGAAAUAUUCACACAAUCUAUCAUUUUCAGAGCAUAUCUCGAAUCAAGUGUCGAAAUCACGAAGGCUUAUUGGUUUCCUACUCAGGAACUUCUACAGAAACGAGUCCAGAAUACUACUGUACAAGGUAUGUGUGCGCCCACUCCUAGAUUACUGCUCAUUCAUAUUCAGCAGUACACGCAUAGAAGACAAACUGAAAGUAGAAGGAGUACAGAGGUACUUCACGCGAAAAGUACUCGGAACCGAUAACGGCACAAACUACUCUACCAGAUGUGAAAUCCCGGGACUAGAAACAUUAUGGUUAAGGCGACUGCGACUAAAUCUGUUACUCUUCUAUAAGCUUCUUAACCAAAUAGUGUAUACCCCUGCUAACUAUACUCGGUUCUCAGGUAACACAGGAUACAACCUUAGGCACACUAAAGGUACAGUGGCUAUAGAACCAUGUAAAACAGCCACCAGGCAAAAGUUUUUCUUGAUUAGGUAUGCCCAAAUAUGGAACAAACUACCUGAGAAAAUACGACUAGCAAGCACAUUGGCCUCCUUUGAAAAGGCACUUAAUGACACACUAAGUGAGUUUGUAAUUGAUACCAAUGGUAAUUCCCAUGUAAGAGUUUCAGAAAUCAUAGGCCCAUUUAAUGUAUGAACUCAGAGACUACACCUGUUGUUUGUUUUGUCUCUAUUUAUAAUUCCAGACAAAAAAGCAGCAGUCAUGACAAUAACACCCAUUCAACCAAGAGUCGAUCAAACUAUGUCUACCUGAUACAAAGGGCGAACCAUAAUCAACAUACGAAUGAAAUAUGAGAAAACAAGGUAGAAACUUACCGCAACACCACAUGAAAAGAUAAAAGUUACUUGGAUAUCAUUUAUAAUCCACCAACUGGUCUCCUACCCAAAAAGAAUGCGGCGAUGUUUUAUCCAAAAAGGCGAGGAAAUACAUAAACCCACAGCAGCUGUUGUUAACACUCAGUGGGGGUAGGAGCCAACAAAGUAAUCCUUUCAAAGCAUAUGUAUACUUCAAAUGGGCACGGAGACUUUGUAGAAUA
Trichobilharzia regenti is the source of this 2268-nucleotide messenger RNA. The record is from the annotation of a GenBank genome assembly. Lineage: Eukaryota; Metazoa; Platyhelminthes; Trematoda; Strigeidida; Schistosomatidae.